This is a messenger RNA of Prunus armeniaca (apricot), 1563 nucleotides long. The record is from the annotation of a GenBank genome assembly. NCBI's taxonomy places the organism in Eukaryota, Viridiplantae, Streptophyta, Magnoliopsida, Rosales, Rosaceae.
AUGCCGGCAUUAAUCUCGCCAAGGUUGCUCCUUUUUGGAGAGUCUCUAUCCUUCCAUAAGUUCCCACAUGUUUCUAGGAAUGCUUGGUUCCAUAGAAGUGUUUGUAGUCUGAGUCUUGCAAGCCUUGGCUUCAAAAAUGAUCACGAAACAGUAGAGACUGGGAAAUUCAACGAAGCCAAGCUGCUGAAUUCUCUUACAGAAGUCCCCAAAAGUAAAGCCAAGGUGCUUGGGCUUCCACCUUUGUUGAUAGAGAGGUUAGAGAAGGAAGGCUUUAAGACUCCAACUGAUGUUCAAGCCACUGCAAUUCCAACAAUCCUUAAAGAUCAUGAUGUUGUGAUUCAAUCUUACACAGGCUCAGGAAAAACAUUGGCUUAUCUUCUUCCCAUCCUGUCUGAAGUUGGCCCGCUAAAGACAAGAACAUCUGAUGAUGAUGGUGAACCUGGGAAGAAAACAGACAUAGAAGCAGUAAUUGUGGCUCCUUCAAGGGAGCUGGGUAUGCAAAUUGUGAGAGAGUUUGAGAAGAUAUUAGGACCUGCAAACAAAAAAGUAGUUCAGCAGCUUGUAGGGGGUGCAAAUCGAUCAAGACAGGAAGAAGCACUGAGGAAAAAUAAACCUUGCAUUGUUGUUGGGACCCCGGGAAGGAUUUCGGAGAUUAGUGCAGCUGGGAAGCUUCACACCCAUGGCUGCCGUUUCUUGGUCUUAGAUGAGGUUGAUCAACUGCUUUCAUUUAAUUUUCGGGAGGACAUGCACCGGAUAUUGGAACAUGUUGGGAGGAAAUCCAGUGGAGACUCACGUGGACCAAAAGGCUCCCUUGCCAAGCGGGCUGAGCGUCAGACUGUUCUGGUUUCUGCCACAGUACCAUUUUCAGUGAUACGAGCAGCCAGGAGCUGGGGGCACGAUCCACUUCUCAUCCAAGCCAAAAAAGUCAUUUCCAUUGAAUCUAUUUCUCCCUCUGGACCCAUUAAUUUGUCAGGACAGUCAACCAGUUCUGAUCCAUCCUCAAAUGUGCAGACUCAGGCUGCAAUACAGAGCCUUCCUCCAUCUCUAAAACACUACUACUGCGUUACAAAGUUACAACACAAGGUUGACACGUUGAGAAGAUGUGUUCAUGCUCUUGAUGCCAAGUCCGUUAUCGUCUUCAUGAACCACACUAAGCAACUAAAAGAUACCGUCUUCAAGCUGGAGGCUCGUGGAAUGAUAGCAGCAGAGCUACAUGGGGAUCUUGGUAAACUUGGUAGGACAACAACUCUGAAAAAGUUCAAGAAUGGGGAGGUUAGAAUUCUGGUGACGAAUGAACUUUCAGCAAGGGGUUUGGAUGUGGCAGAAUGUGAUCUUGUAGUAAAUCUGGACUUACCCACUGAUUCUAUUCAUUAUGCACAUCGAGCCGGUCGGACUGGUCGGCUUGGCAGGAAGGGCACUGUCAUAACAAUAUGCGAAGAGUCAGAAGUUUUUGUCGUGAAGAAGCUGCAGAGGCAGCUUAGCGUUCCAAUUGCAACUUGUGAGUUCACAGAGGGCAAGUUUGUUAUCACCGAAGAAGAGAAGGCUCUACCAGCUCUGAGGUGA